Messenger RNA from Neltuma alba, 1871 nucleotides. Its product is annotated as pentatricopeptide repeat-containing protein At5g47360-like. NCBI's taxonomy places the organism in Eukaryota, Viridiplantae, Streptophyta, Magnoliopsida, Fabales, Fabaceae. Gene Ontology annotation, cellular component: chloroplast. The transcript has a single exon. The coding region runs from base 212 to 1600 and encodes 462 amino acids. Gene Ontology annotation, biological process: chloroplast-nucleus signaling pathway; mitochondria-nucleus signaling pathway. Gene Ontology annotation, molecular function: protein binding. The record is from RefSeq and is a predicted model, not a curated record.
UUUCUAUUUGGAGCUUGUGUUUUCUUCUCGGAUUCAAGUUAUUUUAUCUAUUACAAUAAUUUCUGUUCAACUACAUUGAUCAUUUAAUUCAUUCUUUGUCUUGUACACGACUGAUUUUGUUUUUGAUUCUUUAUGGUCACAAGCAUUCACCCCUGUUAUCUCUUCACUUCCUUUUCCAGGUUUCCAUUCUUUUACCAUAACUUAUCAAGAUAUGCCCUUCUCAGUUAAUUAUCGAUUGCUAUUAUGUUUAGCCCGACUCAAAAACUAUAAAUUCUCUAUCCAAAAAGUUGGUCUGGCUUCUGUCGCCGAUGCACUUUAUAGUCAUCUGCAUAACAAUAGUUGCAGCGUGGAGAAGUCAUUAUCCAUGGAAAAUGCCAAACUAGAUGCUCAAUGUGUUGCCCAAGUCUUAGAUAGAUGCUUUCCUACGCAGCCUCAUUUGGGUAUUAGAUUUUUCAUUUGGGCUGGACUGCAGUCUGGAUACAAGCAUAGUGCUUACAUGUACAAGAAAGCAUCAGUUGCUAUUAAUCGAAAUCCACAGGUCAUAUUGGAUGUGAUACUUUCAUAUGAAUCUGAGGGGUAUUUUGUUACCACUAAGAUAUUUAAGGAGGUUUUGAGACUUUGUAAAGAAGCUCAGCAUGCUGACACGGUUAAUGUAGCUUUAUGGCUAUUAAGAAAAAUGGAAGAAUUAAAUUUGUGUGCUGACACUACCGUGUUCAAUAUUGUGAUAAGUUUGUGUUGUAAGGCAGGUGAUAUAAAGACGGCAGAAAACUUGAUUAAAGAGAUGAGUUGUAAGAAUCUCUAUCCUGAUAUGAUUACAUAUAUGACAAUGAUUCAGGGUUUCUGUAAGGCGGGUCAGUUGGAGAGUGCAUAUUCUAUGCUCAAGGAUAUGAAGUUACAUGGAUGUUCACCCAAUUCUGUGGUUUACACAGCCCUUCUAAACGGAUUUUGUGGCUAUGGAUCUAUGGAAAGGGCAAUGGAACUUUGGGAGGAAAUGAAGGAAGAAGGUGGGGAUUGUAGUCCAAAUGUUGUUACUUAUACAUCUCUUAUUCAGAGUUUCUCUAAGAAGGGCAAGUGGAAAGAAGCAUUGCAAAUUUUAGAUAGAAUGAGAGAUUUGGGGUGUUCUGCAAACCAUGUAACAGUUAGUAAAUUGAUUGACAGCCUUUGCAGUGAGGGUCGGGUUGAAGAGGCAUACAGGUUAUGUGACAAAGUUAGGGAACAUGAAGUAUCAUAUGAAGAUUGCUAUAAUUCACUUGUGAUAGCUUUGAUGAGGACAGAAAAUUUUGAAGAAGCAGAGAGACUCUUCAGAGUAAUGGUUGCUGGUUCACUUAAACCAGAUAGCUUGGCUUGUAGCCUUGUGUUAAAAGAGCUCUGUUCGAAGGGCCGUGUGCUGGAUGGGUUCUUGUGGCUUGAAGAGAUUGUAAAUGCAGGAUGCAUCAUAACCAUUGACUCUGAUAUUUAUUGUGUUCUUUUAGUUGGUCUCUAUGAGCAAAGCCACUUGAUAGAGGCCAAAAAGCUUGCGGAAAUCAUGCUCAAGAAAUCUAUUGUGCCGAGAGCUCCUUACAAUAAAGGGGUAAUUGAAAUUCUAAGAAAUUCUGGCUAGGAGGAUCUUGUUGAGGGAUUAACUGAAACGCACAACGGUCCUUGAUGAUUAGUUUUUGAAGCUCCCAUGUUAUUUGUGAUAAUAGAUGUCCUUGUGUAUUGGAGACCACCUCCUUAGAGUUCUUCGAAUGGUAUAAUUGUAUUCUAAAAGAUCUUCGUCAUGGCUCCCCACCGCCUCCGUAGCCCCCUCAGAAAUCAAACUGAUUCACGCCCAGGGUAAUUGUUUCUCUUUUCCUAAUAUAUAUAAACAGAAGCACACAUAAUAAUGCAUA